AUGGAGCAGUUCAAGGAGGCGCACAAGAUGGGCGAAGCACUCAAGGCCAGCGGUCUGAACACUCAGGAACUGCGCAAGGACAUCUCUCAGAUGGAGCAGGAGCGUGAGCAGCUGAAUAAAAAGAUUGCGAAGCUUCGACGAAAGGUCGAAACUCAGCGCAACAAGGAUACCCUGCUCCAGUUGGCCAAGAACCUCCGCGAGGAACAGGACAGAGCAGAGACGCUGGCCCAGCAAAGGAACAGCCUGAGGGACACGUUGAACCACUGCGAGCAAAAGAUCCACAAGCUAACGCAGCAGCUAAGAGACCUGCAACAUUCGGGAACCGGUGCAACACCAGAAGGCCUGAUGAAAAAGCUGGAGGAAGAGGUCCGAGCCAAUGGCUACCUGGUGCGAGACAAGCUGCCCAAGGAAAUCACUGUUUGCCAGAACGACAUUAAGGACCUGCAGAAGGUGUCCGCUGAACCAGCGAUGGGACAAAACGAAAUCAACAGACUAAAGGCAAAGGUACAGACCGAAAACCAAGAGAUCAACGCUCUUUAUGAGCAGAAGAUGCGAAGUCAAGAACAAGCUGAUGACAAGCUGACGCUGUUUAGGCAACAGGCGGCAGUAAUCGCACGCAAGAAGGAAGCGGCCGCCGAGACGCUCAACGAGCUGCGCCUGCAAGUCUCCCAGCUCGAGGCUCAGCUGCAAGAGAAACAGUCUCUGGUCGCCGGUGGCGAGCAGGUUCUCAAAGGAGACGAGUUUAAGAAGUAUGUGAACGCUCUGCGCGGCAAGAGCAGCCAGUACAAGCAACAACGCCAGGAGCUGGCCGAGCUGAGGGCCGAGACCGGUGUGCUGGCCAGGACGCAGGAGAUACUCACGCACAAGGAGCGCGACCUCAGGCAGAGUCUGGAGGCGCUCGAAGAAAAGCACGGCGUUCGCGGCUACCACCGGUUACAGGGAACCCUGGAAAGCUUGUCCGGCAACAAGGCCGCGCUCGACGAGACAAAGAUGGCGACGCUGGAAGACAUGUCCACCAUGGUGACCAGCCUCAACAAGCGAAUUGCCGAAAGGAAGGGGCGCCUGGCGCCGGCCAUAAAGGACCUCAGGCCGCUUAGAAAAACCUACCAGGACGUGACAAUGGAGUACGAGGAAAAGAAAGCAGCCUACGACACAUGCGCAGCAGGCUUGGAAAGCACGUUGACAAGUUUAGAGCAGGAAGUGUCCAGCCUCCGAAGUGAACUGAACAGCGAGGAGUCCAAGCUGAACUUCCUCCAGCACAGCCUUCGGAUACACGAAGUGCAGCUAAACUUCCUCAAGGCUAAUGGUGUGCUUGGAAACCCCGCAGCAGCCGACGUUGGCUCUGACGGCCAGACUUCGCUCAGAGCCAAGCUGGGCCACGAGAUCGCCGAGCAGGAGAAGCGGGGCAAGGCCCUGCGGGAGCGCCAGAAGGAGCUGCGCGAGAAGCAGGCCUCACUGCGAGCACAGACCGAGCAGUGGACGCACUUGCAGGCGCUGCUGAGGGCCAAAAUGGCCGCGACCACGGCCUCAACUCACUGGCAACAUGGAGCACUGCCGCCGGGAAGCGCAGCGACACACGGAGACACCAAUUCGAGGGACUGGCUGGUCCUGUGA
Molecule: messenger RNA, 1614 nt
Organism: Rhipicephalus microplus (southern cattle tick)
Lineage: Eukaryota; Metazoa; Arthropoda; Arachnida; Ixodida; Ixodidae
Product: intraflagellar transport protein 81 homolog
Biological process (GO): cilium assembly; intraciliary transport
Cellular component (GO): intraciliary transport particle B; ciliary basal body
Molecular function (GO): tubulin binding
Source: RefSeq, a predicted model, not a curated record